CGUUGCAUUAUGUCUGAACGCGUUACAAAAUAAAGUCUCGGAGCAAAUUCUUAUAUUAUAUUAUACUUCUUAACUAUUUCUUUUUUAAAUAUUUUUUUCUAAUCAUUUUUAUCGAGAAUGGUUUAUACGAAUUAGUUCUUUUUCGCAACAUUUAUCGGAAAAUCGUUCAGGAUAAUGUAUUUAAUUGUGAAUAAGGAUGAAUGCGGAAAAAAUAUUUAGGAAGUGAAGAUGAGCAAUAUUUAUUCGCCAAAAAAAUGACCACAGCAUAAAAGCAUUGCAACACUCUAUGCUUUCCAAAUUGAAUUUCGCGGGAUUAGCUGACAAUAGCGGAACCCGAUCUAACCUUCACGCUAUUUCGCGACACUGAUUAGAAUAUCUCUAAAUGUGACUAUAGAGAUUCAUAUUUCUACGAUUGUAACUUCCACUUACAGCAUAGAAAAAGUACUAUCAUAAGCUAACACUUUGUAAACCUUUUGUACAAUCUGUAAAGCCAAACUAAACCUAUAAGAGGUUUCAAAGGCUCAAAUAAAAAAAAAAAAAAAUAAAAAAAAAAGAUUCAUAUGUCUUCUCUCCGUUUGUUGGCGCCCUUCUCGUCGCAACUCCUGUAAUCAACUAGACUCAAAGAAAACCCAAAGAUGUCUUAUAUUCGCCAACCUUAUACUUUACCAGCUAUCCAAGGACGGGACAAUAAGGAAUUCCAAGGGUAAUUUCACGGCGGCCGUCGCGUAAGGUGCCUGCGACGAUCCGGGUUGCAUAAGGAUGCGAUACAAGCCGAGAAUCAAAAUAAACGGAAAGUUGAACGUACAGCGAAUGACCGGCGACGAUACCGUUACCAACAUAUUGUUGAAAAGACAACCAGGCUGUCCAAGUACGUACAUCCAGGCGGGACCUUGACAUCCUACGCGGACGUUCGUCGGUGGCCCGUCACCACCACCGUCGCCGUUGCCAUCGCGUGGCCUUUUUUCGCAGCGAACCGUGCGAUACCUCGCGAACAACGAAUGAUCCACCGGGGAAGUACAACGGUCCUGACCGGUCAUUCUAAAUCUCCUCCAAUAAGAAACUGCCCAACCGGCGCACCGAAUCGCGUCCUUGUGGCUUCUUCGACCCCGCUGACAACGAGCAAGUGGAGGGGACGUUUAAGCGGCAACAAGAGUGGUGCAGAAGCGUGCACUUCCUGAGCAAGAGUCUCGCCGCAGGAUCCUGCGCCCGUGUAAUUGGGGUCCUGCGAAGCUACUCCCUACGAAGGCAGGAAUGGUGGGGGAUGCCCUAUGUAAGCCCUCGAACCGACCAGGUCCAGACCAUCCAGCAUCAGGACAUCGCACAAGGACUCAGAUAUACCGGUGCUCGCGACCGACUCACCCAACGAUUAGCGCGGGUUCAACGUCAGGCCUCCUCGAGGGUACUCGUCCCCUUGGAAUAUACCAUCGAUCACGCCACCAAAGGUCACCAUGAGGUUCAUCCUGAUAUUCCUGACCCUAGUGCUCGGACUGUGCGACGCGGCGAGACGCACCACUACCACGACGUCCACGCAAGCUAACUUCGAGGGAAGGCACCUCGGACACCGUGGCAAAUCCCAAGAAGACUCGAGAAACGUAUGGGACCUCGUGGAGCUACAGAAGUUGGACAAACAGGACUUUUGGAACAAAGAUCCGAACACUUCCGCGAAUACCACGAACCCUGAAGGUUCGAACGUGUUGAGUGGAAGGCAAAGUUAUCCAACUCUUCCAGGCCCUGGAGAUACGAACGAGCUACCAGGGCCUAUUGCGACUCCCAAGCCCAUCGAGCCACCUCCACCUGGAUGUUACGGUCCACGCGGACAGUUUCCGAGUCCGAGAAGCUGUGCUAAUUAUUUGAAUUGUUGGGACGGUGUCGUUAUCGAACAAACCUGCCCCGAUGGUUUGCUAUUCAACGCGAUAACCUUGGUUUGCGACUAUGAUUACAACGUUAAUUGCGGUGACCGACCUUUACCUACGCCAAAACCGCCAAUAGCCAACGGGUCUGAACUAUGCCCAGACCCGAAUGGCAGGUACAGAAGCGCGACGAACUGCUCGGAAUUCUACGUGUGCGUUUUUGGAAGGCCAGUCAAGUUCAGCUGCCCACGUGGUUUGGUCUAUAAUGACCUACUGAACGUCUGCGACUACCCAUACAACGUGGACUGUAAAGGCUCAGCAACACCUGCGCCAACGACCCCACCGAUAACCAUUGGUCCUAUAACGCAAUCACCUUCCAAACCACCGCAGCCACCAACCUAUCCGCCAACCCAACCGCCCUAUGGACAACCAGGACCACCCCCCUACGGCCAGCCAGGACCGUCCUACCCUUGGCUGAACCUAAAAGCUAACAGUGAGACUUGGAAUCAACAAGCAGAAUCGUCGCAGUUGGACGACGACAAGAGCGAGGAAUCGCUCUUCGAGAAACAUCCCCAACCGCCCGAGACGUCCCCGAAUCCAUGGAACGUGUUGCAAAAUAUUCCUGCAAGCCUCGUGGCGGUACCAUGCAAAAACGGUGAUAUACACAGGCUGAACGAGGCCUGCACGAAUGUAGUAGUUUGUAGAAGCGGUCGCCCGCAGCUGGUGCAAUGUUCCUCGGGGCUUAUAUACGACAGACCAUCGGACUCCUGUCAGCCACACUCCGUUGCCAAAUGGUGGGUAUUCGCAAGCAAUGAUGAAUUUUUAUUAGGAGAUAUUCUGAUCGUUUGGUUAGUUGACCCUGCAGUGCGCAAUUUUUUUUUUAAUUGUAUUGCAGUUUUGCUUUAUCGAAUGAAAAUUAUGCCGGGUAUGUGGGAUAUAUUGCAAACAAAAUGUAUUUUUAACUCUUGAGUGUGGUGGGUGUA
This is a messenger RNA of Hylaeus volcanicus, 2833 nucleotides long. RefSeq lists its product as uncharacterized. The record is from RefSeq and is a predicted model, not a curated record. NCBI's taxonomy places the organism in Eukaryota, Metazoa, Arthropoda, Insecta, Hymenoptera, Colletidae. The transcript has 5 exons. Gene Ontology annotation, cellular component: extracellular region. The coding region runs from base 1449 to 2819 and encodes 456 amino acids. Gene Ontology annotation, molecular function: chitin binding.